ACAUCCUACUGCUAGUUCAGAAACCCAAAACAAUGGCGAUAUUGAUCCAGAGUUUCUUGCAGCUCUUCCACCUAACAUCCGAGAAGAAGUUCUUGCUCAACAACGUGUCCAAAGGCUGCAUCAAUCACAAGAGCUGGAAGGUCAACCCGUUGAAAUGGAUACUGUCUCCAUCAUAGCCACCUUCCCUUCAGAGCUUACCAGAGUCAUGUGAUGUAUUCUCGUUCUCAGUCCUUCGAUGGUGUACCUCCUUUGGUAUCCCGGCGUGUUCUGGAGACUCUAACGUAUUUGGCUCGCAAUCACCCUUAUGUUGCCAACAUUUUGCUUCAGUUCAAGCUACCCACACCAUUUUCGCUAGACUCCGAAAAAGCACGUGGCAAGGCUGUCAUGAUUAAUGAAGAUGAUAAUGUGGAACGGCCAAGCCAUCAACUUGGAUCUUAUGCAAUUGCUCUGUUAUUAAGUCUUUUAAAUCAGCCACUUUAUUUGGGAAGUAUAGCACAUCUUGAGCAGCUUCUAAAUUUAUUGGAUGUCAUCAUUGAUAAUGCUCACAAAAAAUCUAGUUUAUCUGUCGAAUCUGGGGUAUAUGCAUCUAAACAAGUUUUGCAGAUCUUCACAUCAGGUGCUGAUAUAAAUACUGGAGCAGCAGGCCUAACUUCUGGGUCUGACAUUGUGCCAGCUUCCUCAUCCAAGGUUGAUAAUUCCUUAAAGCCAUCCACCAGUAGCAUUGCAGAAUCUGAUACCGAGGAAAUAUUGAUCUCUGAUAUGCUUGUGGUCUUGGACAUAUUCUUAAUUGUUAAUAUUGUAGUUUUUCUUUAUAUUGACUCGCCUCUUGUUAUUUGCAUCUUGUUAGAUAACGCUUAUUCCACAGCAGCAGAGUUCCUUAAGAAAUUUGAAUCAGAAAGAAUGCAGGAGCUAAUGGCUCAAUGUGGUGGUGGCGGCGCUGUAAGGACCUACUUUGUUUGA
This is a messenger RNA of Impatiens glandulifera, 960 nucleotides long. RefSeq lists its product as uncharacterized. The record is from RefSeq and is a predicted model, not a curated record. NCBI's taxonomy places the organism in Eukaryota, Viridiplantae, Streptophyta, Magnoliopsida, Ericales, Balsaminaceae. The coding region runs from base 211 to 960 and encodes 249 amino acids. The transcript is spliced from 6 exons.